Messenger RNA from Helianthus annuus (common sunflower), 1955 nucleotides. Its product is annotated as pentatricopeptide repeat-containing protein At2g15980. Gene Ontology annotation, molecular function: protein binding. Lineage: Eukaryota; Viridiplantae; Streptophyta; Magnoliopsida; Asterales; Asteraceae. Bases 34 to 1491 code for a protein of 485 amino acids. The record is from RefSeq and is a predicted model, not a curated record. The transcript has 4 exons.
CAAAGUAGCGUUAGCUUCAACCCCUGAUCAAUAAUGGCUUUAGUUUACUCCAAACACCCCCACUUCAUCACCCCCACAACAAUUCUCCACUUCUUCUCCUCCUCCUCCGCCGCCGCCGACCCCACCGUCACCUCCGCCGACCCCACCGUCACCUCCGCCGUCACCGUCCUCAAACACCACCGCUCCAAAUCCCGAUGGACACACCUCCGCACCCUCUUCCCUUCCGGCUUCACCCCUUCCCAAUUCUCCCAAAUCACCCUCAAUCUCCACAACAAUCCACAUUUAGCCUUCAAUUUCUUCCAAUUUACCAUCCAACACUCCCUCUGCAACCAUUCCCCUUCAUCCUACGCCUCAAUUAUCCACACUCUUGCCCGUUCCCGCCAUAAAUCUCAAACCCUAACCCUAAUUCAGACUGCUAUUCGCAAGUUUCACGAUCCGAAUGCAGAUUUUGAUUCCAACACGCCGAGAUUGAUGUUUGAGACGUUGGUUAAGACGUAUAGGAUGUUUGAUUCUGCUCCGUUCGUGUUUGAUUUGCUGAUUAAAGCUUGCUUGCUGUCGAAACGUGUGGAACACGCUAUUGAGAUUGUGCGAAUGUUGCGGUCUAAAGGCCUAAAUCCGAUGAUUAGCACCUGUAAUUCGUUGAUUCUGUCUGUUUGUAAACACCAUGGGAGCAUUGCUGGUUACGAGACUUAUACCGAGCUUUUCGAAUCAAGUAGUGAAUUUUCGGGUAAAAAGGUUGCCGGUGUUAAAAUUGUGGUUCCGAAUGUGCAUACUUAUAAUAUCAUGAUGCAUGCUUUUUAUAAAGAUGGGUUGAUUGAGCGGUUAGAGCGCGUGUGGAGUGAUAUGAUUGUGAACAUGUGUGUUCCGAGUGAGUAUAGUUAUAGCGUUUUAAUGGCGGCUUAUUGUGAUGAUGGAAGAAUGGAUGAUGCGACGCGCGUGUGGGAAGAAAUGGGGAACGGGGGUCUAGAGCAUGAUGUUGUGGCGUACAACACGAUGAUCGGUGGGUUUUGUGAAGCUGGAAACGUUCGUAAAGCGGAAGAGUUUUUUAUGCAAAUGGGAUUAAGUGAGAAGAAGAGUAGUUCGGUUACGUAUGAACAUUUGAUCAACGGGUAUUGUAAACUUGGGGAUGUUGAUUCGGGAAUGCUGCUGUUCAAAGAUUUGUGUAGAAAAGGGUUUACGCCGAUUGGGUUUACUAUUGAUUUAUUGAUUAAGGAACUUUGUGUUAAUAAUAUGGUUUCGGAAGCGUUGAUGGUUUCGAGAUUUGCAUUGAAGAACAAUGUGGUUAUUAGUGGUGGAAGUUACGAGUUUUUGAUUAAGGGUUUGUGUAAUGAAGGAAGGAUGGAGGAAAGUAUGAAGGUUCAAGCGGAAAUGGUGGGAAAAGGAUAUGAACCAAAUUCAGAGAUUUAUUCGGCUUUUAUCAGUGGUUAUGAAAAAGAAGGGAAUGUUGAACUAGCGGGCAAGCUAAGGACCGAGUUUCUUGAGAUGCAGUAACCUUUAAACAAAAAUAUGAUUUAUAGAUACAUUCAGUGUCUACAACAAUGUGUGCACAGAUAUGAAUUCUCUUGAUGGUAUCAGGAAAAUCGGUCAAAAUCGUUAAUUGACCAAAAGAGCAUCUCCCUUCACUCUGGUUGGACCUCCUAUUAGAUUGUAUUCCACGAAAUUGCUGAUCAAAGAUGGCUGGACUUUUUAUUAGGAGGGAGAGAGAUGGAUGUAUAUUAUAAAAUUGAACAGUAAACGACAUGAGCAGAAGUGAAUCACUGGAAAAGACUGUUUGAUCAAGCCUAGCACUGGUCCCCCCCUUGAUCCUGGUAACGGUCAAACCUACCUGUGUAUUUUGUUCACUGCUUGCCUAUGUUGUAACAUGACAGUUUUAUAACAAGUACAAGAUGUGUGAUGUUUCGAUAUAGUACAUGUUAUCUUGCUUUUGAAAUCAUGUCAGAAGUUUCAUGUGUUCA